Molecule: messenger RNA, 7106 nt
Organism: Girardinichthys multiradiatus
Lineage: Eukaryota; Metazoa; Chordata; Actinopteri; Cyprinodontiformes; Goodeidae
Product: netrin receptor UNC5C-like
Exons: 18
Coding region: 302-3169 (955 amino acids)
Biological process (GO): netrin-activated signaling pathway
Cellular component (GO): membrane
Molecular function (GO): netrin receptor activity; protein binding
Source: RefSeq, a predicted model, not a curated record
GAGCGCACGGAGAGGAGAGGAGAGCGGAGCGGAGAACAGUGGCGAGGCAGCAGCGCCGCUGACACGAGUGGCGGAACCGAGUAGUCAUUUUUACCACCUCUAUCACAGCUGAAGCCGGCUCCAGCUUUCUCACAGACACUGGAACUAAAGAGACUUUACACCCACACCGCUGGCUUUGGACUUCAUCUGUAGAUCCUGUGCUGGAGUAGCGGAGGGGGAUUCUUAUUUCCCCCCCCAACACCAUCACCGUGGACGGAGGAGUUGUGUGUGUUUGCGCGUGUUACGCCGUGUCUACUCUGUAAUGGACAAAAGUGGACUGAGGAGUGGAGUAGCGCCGGAGGGUUCGAGUCUGGUGAGAAUGUGCGCCAUGCCCGGGAUCCUGGUUCUCUUGGUGCUUGCACACGCAGUAGUCGCUCAAGUGAGGGAUGAGGAUGAUUUCCUUAGCCUGAGUGAACUUCCUGAAACCUUCCCUUCCGACCCUCCAGAGCCCUUACCACACUUCUUGUUCGAACCCGAAGAAGCCUACAUUGUGAAGAAUAAGCCUGUCAAUCUGUACUGCAAGGCGACACCUGCCACACAGAUUUAUUUUAAAUGCAACAGUGAGUGGGUUCAUCAGAAAGACCACACCGUGGAGGAGAGAGUUGAUGAAAAUUCAGGUCUAGUUGUACGAGAAGCCAGUAUAGAAAUAACACGGCAGCAAGUGGAGGAGCUAUUUGGUCCUGAAGAUUACUGGUGUCAGUGUGUGGCCUGGAGCUCCGCUGGAACCACCAAAAGCCGCAAGGCACAUGUCCGCAUUGCAUACCUGAAGAAGUCAUUUGAACAAGAACCCCUUGGAAAGGAAGUGUCCCUGGAGCAGGAGGUGCUGCUACAGUGUCGACCUCCGGAGGGCAUACCAGUUGCUGAGGUGGAGUGGUUAAAGAAUGAAGAGAUAAUUGACCCAGCGGAAGACAGAAACUUUUAUAUCACCAUUGACCACAAUUUGAUCAUCAAACAGGCGCGUCUGUCUGACACAGCCAACUAUACGUGUGUAGCUAAGAACAUUGUGGCCAAAAGACGAAGUACUACAGCCACUGUUAUUGUGUACGUAAACGGUGGCUGGUCAACAUGGACAGAGUGGUCUCCUUGUAACAGUCGCUGUGGACGAGGCUUCCAGAAACGAACCAGAAGCUGCACUAACCCUGCUCCUCUUAAUGGAGGAUUGCCUUGUGACGGACAGGCCAUACAGAAGCUACCCUGCACCACACUGUGCACUGUGGAUGGAGUGUGGACAGACUGGAGCAAGUGGUCAGCCUGUGGGACAGAGUGUACUCAGUACAGGAGGAGAGAGUGCAACAACCCUGCGCCUAAAAAUGGUGGAAAGGACUGUGAGGGCCUGGUGCUCCAGUCUCAAAACUGUACCUAUGGGCUCUGUAUGCAAAGUUCAUUGUUUCAGAAGUCCACUGAGCCCAAAGAACAGAAUGCUUUGGGAGUGCCAUCUGCCCCAAGUACAGAUGACGUGGCUCUUUACGUGGGCAUUGUCAUCGCCGUGAUUAUGUGCCUGUUCAUCUCUGCCAUUGUGGCACUCUUUGUAUAUCGCAAGACGCACCGUGACUUUGACUCGGAUAUCAUUGACACCUCAGCACUGAAUGGAGGCUUCCAGUCUGUUAAUAUAAAGACAGCGAGAUCAGCUGAUCUACUGACUGCGCCUCCUGAUCUGACAAAUGCAGCUGCAAUGUAUCGUGGCCCAGUUUACGCACUUCACGACGUGUCUGAUAAAAUUCCGAUGACCAACUCCCCCCUCCUGGAUCCUCUUCCUAACUUGAAGAUCAAAGUCUACAACUCAUCAGGCCUGGUCACACCACCAGAUGACCUCAGUGGGGACUUCACCUCAAAAUUGUCUCCUAAGGUUACUCAGUCUCUGUUGGAUAACAGUGACAGCCUGAACCUUCGUAGCCAGAGUUUAGCCCGGAUUAGAGAUCCCUCCUGUACUGCUCACGGAUCCUUCAAUAAUCAGGGAGGACACCUCAUCGUACCCAACUCAGGUGUGAGCUUGUUGGUGCCAGCAGGCGCUGUCCCACAGGGUAGAGUGUAUGAGAUGCAUGUUACUGUGCACAGGAAGGACAGCUUAAGACCUCCAGUUGAAGACAUCCAGACAGUUCUCAGCCCAGUGGUGAGUUGUGGACCCCCAGGAGUUCUGUUGACCAGACCAGUGAUACUCACUAUCCACCACUGUGCAGACAACGUCCAUGAAGACUGGCUCAUACAGCUCAAGAAUCAGCUGCCCAUGGGAGAAUGGGAGGAUGUGGUUGUAGUGGGGGAGGAAAACUUCACCACCCCCUGCUAUGUGCAGAUGGACUUGGAGGCAUGUCACAUUUUGACAGAGACACUGGGGACGUAUUGUCUAGUGGGGCAGUCAAUUGGCAAAGCAGCUGCUAAAAGGCUCAAACUGGCAGUUUUUGGGCCUGUAUCGUGCACAACUUUGGACUAUCACAUCAGGAUUUAUUGUUUGGACGACACUCAGGAUGCACUUAAGGAGGUUCUUCAGAUGGAGACCCAAAUGGGAGGGAUGCUACUGGAUGAGCCAAAGACUCUGAACUUCAAAGACAGCACACAUAAUCUGAGACUGUCAAUCCAUGAUGUGCCACACACACACUGGAAGAGUAAACUUAUCGCAAAAUAUCAGGAGAUUCCAUUCUACCAGGUGUGGAGUGGCUGUCAGAGAUCUCUUCACUGUACCUUCACCCUGGAGAGACUGAGCUCAGCCAUCACAGAGAUCAACUGCAAGCUGUGUGUGCGGCAGGUAGAAGGAGAAGGGCAAAUCUUUCAAAUCAGCAACACAUUGGAGGAGGAAGUCCAGUGCAUAGACACAUCCCUGAUGGACCCUGCCAGUAAUAUCACAACCUUAAUGGGGCCUAAUGCCUUCCGUAUUCCUUUAUCCAUCAGACACAAGUUGUGUGGCAGUUUGGAUGCACCACAGACCAGAGGCAAUGACUGGAGGAUGCUGGCUCACAAACUCAACCUUGACAGAUACCUGAACUACUUUGCCACCAAGUCCAGUCCAACAGGUGUCAUCCUGGAUCUCUGGGAAGCCCAACAUUUUCCUGAUGGAGAUCUAAAUGAAUUGGCUGCUGUGCUGGAAGAAAUGGGCCGUCACGACAGCAACCUUUCCUCCAUGACAUCAGAACACUGACAAAGCAACAUUUUUAUUAUGAUGACGGCAAAUCUCCUGAGAUAAUUACAUGUGGAUUGUCUGUGGUUGAUCCUGCAGAUAAACCGGUUAGAUACAAGUCAAAGCAAAACUGUCACUAUGGUGGCUGAGCACUGUUUAAAAACAUUGGUAAUCAAUCAGAUGUGGUAAAGCAAAUAUGUGCUCAAGCUGGUGCUCAGUGUUUAUGUGUUAAUACAGAAGAGAUAAACCUACGUAUCAAGAGUAAAGGGAAUUUAUGUACACCUAAAAAGGAAAAAAAAAAAAUUAUAACAGUUAUUUUUUUGCUGUUUUGACGAACAGUCAGCAAAGAAAAGAAACCAGUGGAAACAGACACUAACCUUGAAAUCAUCUAUAGGAAGAGAACAAAAUUAUAAAGGAAGGAAAGGUAAACCAAUUACAGUGGAGAAGGAUUUAGCAGAUUGAGGAUAAACAUAGACGCAGGUAGACUUUUCUCAAAAGAUGAGAGCAAACACAGAGAGCAGCUAAACUGAUUAGAGAAUGGAGUGAGGACAUCAACAUUAAAUGAUGGAAGCAGUGGGCAGGUGACCAUCUGGAUGGAGAGCAGAUAAUGAGAGUGGAGAUGAAGAAGAAGAGACUUGAGAGCCUAAGCUGUCUGUGUUUGUCAGUACGGUUUGUCGUCUUUAAAUCGUCUCUUAGGGAACGCUCUAUGUAUCACGCUAUCUGUAUGCGUGGCUCAUUUCCUGCUGCAGAUUUUCUGACGCAGUGCUUGUUAAUCAGGAGUCCUGACUAGAAACAGGUUUUUAACCCUUUUGGAUGAUUUUAAAAGUUCUGUUAGAGUUUUUUGUAUGUGACUGUUGAUGUAUUGAUGUGUUUUUUCAGACCUAAGGAUUUUAAAUCAUCUGGGUCAGGAGAGCAGGAGAGGCAAGAUUAUUUUGUUAGAUAAGUUAAUCCAAAGAUUGUUCUUUAGAUAGGUGCAGGUAAACUUAUUACCAUGGUUAGGCGGUGGAAAUCUGAUCAAACAGAAAAACAGUAGCACAGCCCCUUUUAUGUAUUUUUUUUAACUUCUAACUUUCACAUUUCAAUCCAGCAAAGAUUUUUCUUGACAACAAAAUUAAGUGCUGUCAUGCAGCGGUGAUGCUGUCUCUUUUUUUUUUUUUUACUAAAACUUUAUACUCUGAAAGCUUUCUGCCAGACUGUUCAGGCUUGUUUCUGGCAAGGGUCAAACUCCAAGAAACAACUGACACUAGAGUAUUUUUUAAAUUCAGUUAUAAACCAACCCAGUAUUAUGUGACAGUAUUUUUUUCUCCCCAUCUUCACAGGAUGUCAGUUAAAUUAUCCAACUGUGACUUUGUUGGUCACUGGCACCAUCUAGUGGCCUUGAAAGAAUUACAGCAUUAAAAUGAACAUUUGUUCCCAUCUUCACAGUGUAAAUACAUGGUUAUAUUGUUCAUUGUAAUAUUUUUCUCAGCAUAAUAUUUUUUUCUUUGCUUAUUAAUAUUUGCAUAAACAGUUUUGUCAUAAUUUUAUCAUGUAUUGUUUUGAACUAACCCCGCCUCCCGCCCAUAGACUGCUGGAGAUAGGCACCAGCGACCCCCACGACCCACUAUGGAAUGAGCGGUAGAAAAUGUCUGACUGACGGACUGUUUUGAACUACAUGGAUGAGCAUCAUUUAACAUUUUUUUUACCUGUUAUCUGUUGGCAUGUAACAAUCCAGCACAAAGCAUUUUUUUGAAAAUGUUAAUAUCCACAGAACUGAAGGGGCCUUUGUUAAAUGAAGUAUGACUAUUUUAAAAGUUUGGUUUGAUUCAGGUCAACAGUUUUAUGUAUAUAAAGAAUCCCAGAUCAGUGUUGAAUGAAUAGUUGUCAGAUGCCCCUGGGAAUGUUUGGGAUGUUUACCAUUUCAGUAGACCACAGGAACACAGGAAAAUGCAUAUAAAAUAUUCACAAGGAUGUACGGAGACAUACCAUAGGUAACUGAACAUUAGCUGUGCAGAGGAGCUUCUGCAAAAAUCUUGUCGAAAGAGAAAGAACGUGAUUAAGUUGAGGACCGGUCAAAAGGUUAAAUGCUUACCUGGAAAUCUUGUGGGUAUAAAACUAAGAUUUAGACCUCCUGCACAGAUUUAAAGCUAGAUGAUGAAGAGGCCUCUAAAUAAUUAUGUUUUAAGUGCUCAGAAUUAGAACACACACAACCUUGCAAAGGAUUUGUACUCCUUGAGCUUUUCCUACUUUCUCAUGUAACAUCCACAAACUUCACUAUAGUUUAUUGGGAUUUUGUAUGACAUGUCAUCUCAUAGUAAUGCACAGUUGAGAAAUGGAAAGCAAGUGAAAAAUGGUUUUCAAAAUAUUUUUAAAUGAAAAUCUGAAAAGUAGGUUGUGUAUUUGUAUUUGCUUUACUUGGUCCUGCCAAGUUAAAAACUUUCUAGAACCACCUUUAACUAGAAUUAGAGCUGCCAGUAGUGUGGAAUAUGUCUACUCCUGCUUUGCACAUCCAGAGACUGAAAUCUUUGCUGAUUCUUCUUUGCAAAAUUUCUCAAUCUCAGUCAGAUUGGAUGGAGAGCAUGUGUGAAAAUCUAUUUUUGAGUCUUGCCACUGACUGUCAGUAAAAUUUAGGUCUGGACUUUGACUGGGCCAACCUAAAACACAAACAUGUUUUGAUCUAAAUCAUUCCAUUGUAGGUCUGUCUGAAUGUUUAGGAUUAUUGUCCUGCUGGAAGGUUCACCUCCACACCAGCCCCAAAUCGUUUACAGUGUCUUACAGGUUUUUUCUAUAUUAGUCCAGUAGUUAAUGCCAUCCAUCUCCCAUGAACGCUGAGCAGUUUUCCAGUCCCAGCUGAAGAGAAACAAAUUUAAUAGUUGUCUUGUCAACAUAUUCUCCCACCCGAAACAUCUACAACUUUAUUCCUGAUCUGUCUGCUGUGUUCCAUGAUGCUGUUUGUUCACUAAUGUUUUCCGACAAAUCACUGAGGCACUCAGAAAACAGCUGGAUUUAUUGUGACAUAAAAUUUAACACAGGAGCCAUGCAUCAUUCUGCUUCCCCUUUACAAUUGUGCAUUAUUUUCUGUGUUUCAGUCACAAGAAACAUUGUGUUUGAUAGCUAUGCGAUGAAAUGUGAAAAACCUCAAGUAGUAAAACAACAUUUAUAAGGUAUUGUAUAAAUGGCAGAUAAUCUUAUGGAUCCUCUAAAUUCAGGUAUGAGAAAAUCAAAGGGAAGGGUUGGGGAUAUGAGGAUACAUGAUUUAUGAGGAUGAAAGCCUAGCCCAUCAAGUCCUUGGUUCUGACCUUUGAGAGCAACUAUAAAACACAGAAACAUAUUUCGCAUAGCUUCAUUGUUAAAGCUGUAUUUAAGUUGUGUCAUACAAGAUCUAUUUUUUAACUGAGUAAACAGUGUUUUAUGUAACUUCACAUAUUUGUUCAUGAAUAUACAGCUUACCAGCAGAAUGAGCAUUCAUCUUUGUGUUGUACAUCCAGAUACAUCCAGAUCUCCUGAAUGAUCCUUCAUGUUGUGAAAACAAAGAAAGUAGUGUAAAGAUAUCAAAAUAUUUAAAAAUAUUUUUUAUCUACAAUCUGUACAGUUGUGUACUGUUGGCUAUAUUUGACAUAUUUCAGAAUUUCAAAAGAGCAGUACAAUUAGAUACUAGUUUGUAUGUUUUAAAGUUUCUUUUGAGUUUUUCCAGUUUUGUAAAAGCAGUGUCUACUAUGCAAACAUUGGUUAUCAUGAUAGAAGUCUAUAACUAGAAAUGUCCUUGUAAUUUUGCAUUUUAUUUUAUUAUCACAAGUGAUUUGAUUUGAUUAGUGUGGGAUAGUAUUGGUCCAUUUUAGCUAACUCUGGCACGUUUCAGGAGUCUUGCUUAAUCUUGCUGACUGCUUGCCUCUCUAUCUCAUCUAAUUGUUUUCUGUACAAAGUGUAAGAAAGAAUUUUUAAGACAAUUAAUAAAUUAUAUUUAUAAGCAAUGCUGAAA